AUGCCAAAAAUUUCUACAAGCAAAGCCUUCUAUUUACUACAAGUAUGGCUCGACAAUCUAGGAAUACAUUUAAUAUCAACACAACAACAAAAUGGUAUAGGCUUUUUCCACGUUUGGACCGAAGACCAAGGGAGUCGCGGUCCUGAAGAGAUUGGCAGCUCACUUAUGGCCUUUUUGGAGAAUAUGAAGGACCAAGCCAUCGCUCCCGAUCAUCUAAUUGCAUGGAGUGAUUCGGCAGGAGUGUUCAGAAAAAUUGACCAUAAGUUCCUUGAAGUGGGGCAUACUUUCAUGGACUCUGAUAGAGACUUUGCAGCUGUUGAAAAGUCUAUCAGAAAGCACCAAUCAAUUUAUACAAUAGACCAAUAUAUUUAUAUCAUGCCAGAAGCCAGAAAAGAAACACCUUUCAAUAUUACAAGAACGGCGGACAAAUUUGUUGAUACAAAAGAGCUUCCAAGAAAACUUGGACUCGUCGAUAGAAAAAAAACUACAACUAACGAGAAAUUUUCAUUCAGAGAUGUGAGAUGGAUCCAGAUUGAGGAAUUUGGUAUAACCAAGUACAGAUACUCUUUUGAUGAACCAGAGGACAAAAUGAACCUUUAUUAG
This is a messenger RNA of Acanthoscelides obtectus, 603 nucleotides long. The record is from the annotation of a GenBank genome assembly. Lineage: Eukaryota; Metazoa; Arthropoda; Insecta; Coleoptera; Chrysomelidae.